GCCUUGAUCGUGUUGAAUUUACAAGUAAAAGGUAGCUAGCUAGCUAUGCUUGCUAUUGAUCUCCGUUUGACAACCGCUACCGGUCGAACAUACAUCGGCUUGCAGUGAAAAGGAACCUCGAUCGUGUUCUGACUGCGCGUGUCACGAAACAAGUCAAGACUGUGAUUCUAGUGUCUAUCAAAGUGGACACCAUUUUAUCAAGGAUAGCUAGCUAGCUAGUCUAUUCCAAAUCCGCUAAAAACACUGGCCUUCGCGUUGUGAAUGGGUUUGCGAUAGCAAACUACUGCUACAGAGAGGGGAGCGCGUCAUCCAGUAAAAUGGAAACGGCAGAUGAAGCAGAUAUAUGUCGUGUGUGUCGUUCGGAGGGGACCCCAGACAAGCCCCUGUACCACCCCUGUGUAUGCACCGGCAGUAUCAAAUUCAUUCAUCAGGAAUGUUUGGUCCAGUGGCUGAAGCACAGCAGAAAGGAGUACUGUGAAUUAUGCAAGCACAGAUUUGCUUUCACACCAAUUUACUCCCCAGACAUGCCCCCCCGCCUGCCCAUCCAGGACAUCUGUGCUGGCCUGCUGACCAGUGUGGGCACGGCCAUACGAUACUGGUUUCACUACACACUGGUGGCCUUCGCAUGGCUGGGGGUGGUCCCCCUCACUGCAUUGUGUUAUGGUUUUACAGGAUCAGGAGACUUAGAAGUGGACCAGCGUUGUAUUACAGUCUGUCAUUUCCCAGUUCGGUAAAUCCCACUGGUGUGUUUCAUUAUUUGUACUAGGCUUGUCACGAUGCUAACAUUUUACAAACGAUACGAUACCAGGCCAAGUAUCACGAUUCCGUGGAGAAUAACGAUACCACGGUGGUAAAAAAAUCAGUGGCCUAGCAUUCUGUUUGCUCCGUCCAUAGGACGCUUGUUCAAGUUUUCUAAAUGUUCUCCAAAAACCUGUAAUUGAAAUGCACACCUCUACUCAAUAAAACACAUUGAAUUU
Oncorhynchus mykiss (rainbow trout) is the source of this 977-nucleotide messenger RNA. RefSeq names its product SSM4 protein (gene ssm4). Gene Ontology annotation, cellular component: endoplasmic reticulum membrane. Gene Ontology annotation, biological process: ERAD pathway. Gene Ontology annotation, molecular function: zinc ion binding. The record is from RefSeq and is marked provisional. NCBI's taxonomy places the organism in Eukaryota, Metazoa, Chordata, Actinopteri, Salmoniformes, Salmonidae.